This is a messenger RNA of Sclerotinia borealis F-4128, 1119 nucleotides long. NCBI's taxonomy places the organism in Eukaryota, Fungi, Ascomycota, Leotiomycetes, Helotiales, Sclerotiniaceae. The record is from the annotation of a GenBank genome assembly.
AUGAGCAUGCCUAUGAAUGAGGACAACUGGGUCGCCGAGUUUCUGAGGAGUCUCGAUCGAACUGAUGAGAUAGCUGAGCAAGAAAUAAUGAUCGCCAAUCAAAUAACACCAGGGCUAUCCAGAAACAGGCCAGAGAUUGGCAACUCCAACGCGGAGGAUAUUAGUCCAGAUGAGAUGACGGAAGACGAUGGCGACAUGCUCUUCUGGGACAGUAAGAAUCCAACUGUUUUACAUCAACUAGCCCGAUACAGGCUACUGCUACAGCAAUUUCGAGCUCGACUAGUCGUGAUGCGACCACAGCUCGAAGCUGACACCAAUCCGCAAUCGGAUCAACAGAUUGAACAACAAGGCACUGAACGAGUGUCACUGCCCCACACGUUUCUAAGACAAAUGGACGAGGACACCAAUCCAGCUCAUCAGGAUUUAAUUCGAAAGCUUCGACCACACUUCGAAGCUCAAGCUCGACCGCGAUUGGAGCAGGAGCACCUUUUAAUUGUGAUUAUACAAAUGAUGAGAGUAACUCUAGCACCUCUAGCACCCCAAGAAGUACCAGUACCAGACCCUAGACCCAACCCCGGAUCGUCAAUGAUUAAUGAACUGCUUGAUCAGCAGAGAUUUACGCUCUAUACCGAACUAGUCAAUUGUCUUGGACAAAAGCAGCCUGUCGUACUGCAUCGCUUACUGGAACAAGUUCAUGGGCUUGAAAACCUCUUACAAGUUUUCACAGUUGGAAGGAAUUUAGGGAGAUACUUAAAGGCAGAUACGCUGCUACUAAUGAGAAAAGCGGUAGAUCUAGUCCUUGCGCAUCAAACAAGUAAUCGUUCUCCAACUACACAAACAGCACAUGAGCAACUUGCAUCCGAGCCAAGCCAGACGAAUAGCACCCAAGGCACAAGACAGCUAGCGCUACGACAGUCAACGGUGCAGCAGGUGCAGGCGCCUGAUUUCAGUCAACACCGAGGCAUACCCGCUCAAGCUUCUGACGCCGCAUCUGUACCCGAACAACCACGGUCCCCUAUUUUUAGGAACCAAUUUCGAGAUUUUUUCAAUUUUGAACGCUUUAUAUGGCCUCGUGAUGAAAGUCCAGAGUUCACAAGUGAUGAUCCGGACGGGAGUUGA